Suillus paluster is the source of this 7122-nucleotide messenger RNA. RefSeq names its product armadillo-type protein. The coding region runs from base 60 to 6668 and encodes 2202 amino acids. Gene Ontology annotation, cellular component: microtubule plus-end; centrosome; spindle pole. The record is from RefSeq and is a predicted model, not a curated record. Gene Ontology annotation, molecular function: microtubule plus-end binding; microtubule plus end polymerase activity. The transcript has 15 exons. Lineage: Eukaryota; Fungi; Basidiomycota; Agaricomycetes; Boletales; Suillaceae. Gene Ontology annotation, biological process: mitotic spindle organization; microtubule polymerization; establishment or maintenance of microtubule cytoskeleton polarity.
CUCGACUCUCGGUGGUGUUCGACUAUCAAUCUCUCCUCUCGUUAAUUUUUAAGACUGGCAUGGACGGGCCUCCGCCUCAGGAGGAAGACUUCUCUUCCCUUCCAAUAUCAGAGAGGCUCAAUCACAAGAACUGGAAAGCCCGUGUAAGCGGAUACGAAUCAUUGAUCAAGACUUUCCAAACCACCGCAUCCGACACCGACCCCGCAUUUAAGCCCUACGUCAGCAAUCCUGAUCUUCUUAAGAAGAUUGUCACAGAUUCCAAUGCUGUAGCACAAGAGAAAGGUGUAGAAUGUAUCGUGGCACUGGUCAAAUUUGCUGGAGAGACUGCCGCAAAGACCAGAGAAGCUGUUGUGCCGGCCUUAGUAGACAAGUGUCUUGGGUCUGCGAGGGCUGGGACAAAGAACCAAGCAAUAGAGCUCAUUCUUCAAUACGUGGAAGUUGGGAAUUCCGCUGCUGGUGUCGUAACGGAUAUCAUACCAGGUCUUUCUGCAAAACAGCCAAAGACAGUUGCUGGAAGUGUAUUGGCCUUGAAAGAAGUUGUUCGGACAUUUGGAACUCAAGUGACUCCUCCGGCCCCUGUUUUGAAAGCACUCCCUAAGAUAUUCGCGCAUGCCGACAAGAAUGUCCGCUCAGAAGGCACGCAACUCACCCAUAUAUUGUAUCAGUACAUCGGUCCAGCGAUAGAUCCUUGGUUAUCGGAGCUUAAACCGGUGCAGGUCAAGGAAUUACAGGAAGCCUUCGAGGGAAUGGAAAAAGCGGGAAAGGGCAAAGGAACCUUGAAGUCUGAAAGACUCACGCGAGAGCACCAGCGUGAGGCAGAAGCGGCAGGCGACGCAGGCGAUGAGGGAGAGGCUGAAUCAGGCGGGCAACCAGAAGAGCUGGAUCUUCCCGAUCCUCGCACUCUGGCGGAGCCAGUUAACAUUGUUCCAAAACUUCCCUCGAACAUGCAAGCUAACCUCACGUCCUCCAAGUGGAAAGAGAGAAAGGAAGUAUUGGACGAGCUGCUUACACUUGUAAAUGCCACCCCUCGCAUCCAGGACGCCCCUGAGCUGGGAGAACUCGUGAAGUCACUUGCCGCGUGCAUCUCAAAAGAUGCAAACAUCAAUUGUGUCAUGACUGCCGCUCACGUCAUGGAAGGCCUAGCGAAGGGCAUGAUGUCUCCAUUCGGUAGGCUUAGGGAGACAGUCAUUCCUUUGAUGCUAGAGCGCUUGAAAGAACGCAAAGCGACUGUUACGGACGCAAUUGGAACUGCAUUAGAUGCCGUUUUCUCCACUACCACGUUGCCCGAUAUGAUACCUGAUCUGAUACCAGCUUUGGGAAAUAAGAACCCACAAAUAAAGGAAGGGACUCUCAAGUUUCUCGCUCGCUCGUUGUCGACUUCAACGACGCCGGUGCAAACUGGUCAGAUGAAAAUGCUGACGGACCCGCUUACUGUUUUGCUCGAGGAUAGUUUUGAGAGUGCACGCAAUGAAGCUGCCACCUGCCUGGGUACGCUCAUGAAGAUGGUUGGCGAGCGACCGCUCAAUGCUCUGAUGGAUGGGCUCGCCGAUGUUCGCAAGGCGAAGGUGAAAGAAGCAUACGAGAAGGCUACAGUAAAAUGCAAAGCUGGAGCUGGAGGACCGCCAAAGGCUCCCGCUGCUGCGAAAGAAGCUACAACAAAAAAACCACCGCCGUCCAAGAAAACAGGAGGGCCUACUCUCUCUAAAGCGGAGGUGACAGAUGCACUAGUGAUAGACGAAGAGCCUCCAAACAAACCGUCUGGGAAACCGCCUGCUAGGCUCAUGCAGAAGAAAGCCCCGCCGACUUCUGAGGCAGCGGAAGCGAGUUCCUCAGCUGGAGGACCUCCAGCCAAGGCUGCUCCUGCUGCCAAGAAGCUUGCUCCCACUGCUGCCGCGAAACCGUCGAAACCUGCCGCUCCUGGCGCUCUUGACACUUUCAAAUAUAAACACACUCCUGAGGAUGCUGAGGGUCUUGCGACCGAGUUAAUACCAGCGAGCAUCAUGGAGGGCUUGGGAGAUGCCAAUUGGAAAGCCAGGCUUGCUGCAUGUGAAGAAAUGCAGACUUGGAUAGAUGGCGUUGUUGAAGAUGUUGAUGCUGAGGUCGUUGUCCGAGCUAUAGCGAAGAAGGGGUGGUCCGAAAAGAAUUUCCAGGUAUCAGCAAAACUGUAUGGUGUCCUGACCAUCCUUGCCGAGCGCUGUCCGUCAUUCGGAAGGUCGUGUGUUGCUCUGUCGACAAGUCAUCUGUCUGAGAAGUUGGGCGACAUGAAGCUUAAGAAGCCAGCUGGUGAUGCAUUAACGGCCUUUGCAGAGAAUACAUCUCUGCAGUUUGUCCUCAACCAAGCAUACGAUCCGCUUGGAAAGCAGAAGGCCCCCAAGGUCCUCGCUGACGCACUUGGAUGGAUCGAUACCUCCAUUGUCGAAUUCGGCAUUGCUGGCAUUUCCCUUCGUCCUCUCAUUGAAUUUUUGAAGACUGCAUUGAAGAACUCUAAUGCAGCUGUGAGGACCAGUGCUACAAAGACACUUGUCUCCGUCAAGUUAUUUGCAGGAUCUAGUAUCAAGGACUUCCUGGAAGACCUGAACUCUCAGCUUUUGGUGACCAUCCAAGGCGAGUUCGACAAGGUUGAGGGUACACCAGCGCCAGAGCCAAGUCGUACUUCUGCCGAUGUUGCAGCCUUGGCACCUGUGACUAGUGGAGGAGCCGUCAAGGGUCGAGACCCUUUGGAUGACCUCUUUCCGAGAGUGGAGAUUGAGGGGCUGCUUAAAGGCACGACCAUUCUUGCUGAUAGCAAGAGUGAUGCUUGGAAAACUAAGAAGGAGGCUCUGGAGACGCUACAGGCACUUCUGGACCAAGGAGCAAAUAAGCGCCUGAAACCAACUAUAGGCGAGAUUGCACAAGUCCUGAAGGCCCGAGUGCUGGACACCAAUAAAGCUGUGCAAAGUCUUGCACUUGACAUAGUCGCUCGUAUCGCGACCGGCAUGGGCAAACCCUUUGAGAAGCAAAACAAGCUUUUUGUAGUACCAGUGGCGACUGUUCUUUCUGAUCAAAAGGCACCUAUCCGGGCGGCAGGAAUCCAGACUUUGACCGCGAUGGCAACCGCAUGUGAAGGCUUGGAUUCCAUGGUUCAUUUUCUGGGAACAGCUUUAGAAGCGGUCAACCCCACCCAACGAGCCUCUCUGCUUGGGUGGAUAGCCGACUUUCUCAAAGACCAUCCCCCUACCUCAUCGUUGGACCUAAGUAAUUGGGCUGGCACCGUGGUCUCAUGCCUCGAUGAUCGGAGCACCGAUGUGAGGAAGGGCGCGCAAGCCCUUCUGCCUCACCUGAUUACCUUUGUCGGCUUUGACAAGGUCAUGCAACACACCAAUUCAUUAAAGCCAGCGUCGAGGAAGACUGCUGCUCCUAUCAUUCAAGCAGCUCGAGAUAGUGCGGCUCCACCACCCACCACCACACCACCCUCCGCACCAACACCAGCAAAAGCUACUGCUUCAAAAGCUGCCCCCUCAGUUCCCGCAAAUUCAUCGCCGACUCCCCCUCCACCCUCUCCAUCGACUGCCCAAGCUCCCUCCACAGCAGCUAGUAAACUCACGGGUGUCCGACGGAAGUUACCACAAGGGACAAACUCCCGGCCGGACUCUCGAGCGGAUUCAGUGGAUGAACCUGCCACCUCUCGCCUUCCAGGGAAGUCGGGAACCGGUGGCCUCAAGCGCGCAGGAGCACCAAGCAUUGCUACGAAGAGUUCCGUGGCACUUCCUCCGGCAGUGGUCUCUGCUCUUCCAUUCUCCAGUAUGAACAUGGAGGCUAAGCGUGCGAGAUUAGCCAAGGAUGCUCAGCGGUGGAUUAACGAAGGUGGAACUACCAGGAAGGACCUGGCCGAUCUCCUGCAGCACCAAAUGGAGCCACACGCAUCCAAGGACCUUGUUGCUCAGUUAUUCAGCCACGACCACAGCGCUGUCAACGAUCAUGUCUCAGGACUGACUACGAUGCACAAUUUCUUCUCUGCUGCGGAGUCUGGAGACGACAAAUUUGGAGUCCCUCCAGACGAUCUCAGAGCCGUCGCUUUAGCCUGCAGCGAUCUUGCUCUGAAAUACGUUUCUAUCAAAGCUCAUGAACCUCAGUCCAACUUAAGUGCCAAAUGCUUAGAAGUGGUCGAAACUGUUCUUGCGUUCCUACGUAGUAUUGACGCUCAAAUAGACGACCCAGAAGCUCUCUGCUUCCUCCCGACAAUGGUCCACAAGCUCGGCGACGCUCGCGAACCGGUGCGCGCCCGUGUGCAGCAAAUCGUUCAAAUGAUGCCAAAGGUGUACGCAUUCAGCCGAGUCUUCGACCUGCUUCUGGAGCAUGGCCUGAAAUCUAAGGUGGCAAAAACCCGUCAGGGCGCUCUCGAUGAAAUCAGCAGUCUUCUGAAGCGUAACGGUAUGUCCGCAUGCAAUCAGCCCAGCAAGGCCUUCCCUGUCCUGGGUUCUAUGAUCGCAGACAAAGACUCCGCUGUGCGAAAGUCUGCUCUAUCUGCUCUAAGUGAGGUAUAUUCCUUGAUUGGAGAGAAAGUCUGGUCGCUUGUGGGACCGUUGUCACCAAAAGACAAAACACAGCUUGAAGAGCGUCUACGCCGCGUCGCAGGGCCUAGUAGCCCAGGCAAGCAAGCACCGCAGACACCCGUGCAGCCUGCAGCCAUCUCCCGUUUGGCAGGCGCCGGUGUGCGUUCGGAUUCACCGACCGCACCACGCCCAGGAAGUCCAGCUGUCUCGGGUAUCUCUCGAUUUGCUAGACCCGGUUCCCCUGCAAUGACACUGCGGUCUGCCUCUCCAGCUCCUUCCCAAAUUGCCAGACCCUCUUCCCCAAUGCGACCGAAACUCCCUGGCCCGUUGGGCAUCGCCGUUCCAUUGGCUACCGCAGGCUUUUCAGGUCUUGCUGCGCCGACCUCUCCUUCGGGCCUGCGCCCAAAGAGCAUGUUACCAUCGCGUCUCGGACCACCUAAGCCUCGUCCAAACUUUUCUGGAUUAUCCUCGAAUGUGGCCACGCGUUCAGAAGAGCGUUCAGAACUGCCGUACACCAACCACGCUAAUGGCCGCCCAGAUACCAAUACUCCGUCUAUGCCGUCCACGGAGUCUGCGGAGACUCUGGUAGAUAGCGCCCACACAUAUGACGACGCCCCCGUGUUCGAUGUUCCCGAUGACAUCACAAUUACUAUCUCCAGCAUAUUGAGCAGCGAUCCGUCUCGCAGCGUAGAGGCUCUCAAGAAAAUCCAAAGGAUCCUGGUUACAAAGCCAGAAGAUGGGCACGCAUCUCCGGAGUAUCGUGAAUUGGCGGAACACACCGAAGGUCUGAUAGAAACUAUCACUCUGCAAAUGGCGCAUGUCUUCGAACGUCCCGAGGAUCUAGUUUCUGACGAGAACUUCAGAUUGGCGAAGCACCUCAUCCAGACACUCAACACGUUCUGUGACCACAUCUUCCUGGCUGAGUCGCUAACCGUUGACAUCCUCACCCCACUAUUAGAGGAGCUUACACUGAGAUUAUUGGAGACUGAUGAGAGUCAUGUCACCAAGGUCAAGGAUCUGUCACGAUUUAUCAAUAUGAUCAUCUUGAGGCUGUUCGCCACAGGACGCAGGAUGUCGAUAUUCCGUUCCCUAUUUUCCCUGCUUCUGCAGAUCGUAAAGCCGUUUCCAAGCAAUGGGACACUCUCAGACUCCAAGGAGGCUCGUGUUGCUGAGCUUGUCUUGAAAUGUGUCUGGAAGCUAGCUCGGAACAUUCCUCAAGACCUGAAGGAGCAGAAACUUGAUCCAGUUGAGCUCUUGCCUGCGGUCGAGCACUUCUUACAGUCAGUACCUCCAAACGAAUGGAGAGCUAGAGCCACGAACAAGGUUCCGUGUGGGGAUAUGCCGUUGAGGACCAUCAAGGUUAUCAUUCAGCAUGUAGUUGCGCAUUAUGGCGACGAAGUUUACGACUUCCUUUCCGCAUCAUUCGACGACCCAUCCGCAACUAUUGUAUACCCCUACGUCUACCGCAUUCUCAAUUCAUCCUCUCGAGCAGCAGCAGACCUCCCAAUACGGUCAAAUCACAGUCCACCAGAGCCUAUUGGGCGCCCAUACUCAGCAGCUUCCAGUCGACCCAUAUCACCAACAGGCUCUUCUACCAAUCACCAGCAGUCUUCCCCCAGUCAUCGAACAAGCCCGAGUGUCUCCUCGCACAAUGGCUUCUCGCCACCCGUGGAAGAGCCAGAUCCGGAAGCACAAUUGAUCACCAUCAUAAACCACAUCUCCAGCGAGACUACAGGAGCGAUGCACAAGGAGGGUAUCACUGAGCUGCAUCAAUUCUUGAAGAACUACCCGCAUAAGCGACCACGCGUCGAGAAGCUACUAGAGACAACCGGCCCUGCGUUUCGGAAGUAUAUCAAUCGCGCACUUGCGAGUAGGGCGGCCGAAGAUCUUGAGCGAACCGUGGCGGUCGCAAGUACCCUGUCGAAAUUGGAAGCGAAUGGCCAUGAAUCACCCACUCCUGGUUCUCCUGUUCCGAGCCGAGGGGACAUGUCGCCUCGAUCUGCGCACCAUACGCCCGAUCCACCCGGAGAGGACCGCUUGCAUCAGCUGCAUGGCAUAUUCCAUUAUAAUCGUGCGAGCACAGCGAGCAAUGGAUCUUCGCAAAGUGCUGCGAGGCCUCGGAUAUCGGAGAGCUGAGACUGAUUGCAUAUGGAUUCUUUCAACAUCUCACUCUUUUUCACCUCUGCUUUGUUUCUGCAAUUCGAUCAUUUACGACACUUCAGACUCCCUUUUAAUAGGAUGCGCGAUUUUUUGGAGAGCUUUAUGAAUUUUAUGUGUAUUUCAAGUCAUAAAAGUCGGAAAAUGUACCAUCAUCAGCUGAGGUCUUCUAGCAACGCAGUGCAGGCAAAAAUAUAAAUUUAGGCUGCAAGCCGGUCGUAAGACCUUUACACAUACCAGGUGCUCGUCGGGUUGGGAAGUCGCGCCCGCACUCCACAGGUGACUCAGCACGAGUAGCAAUGAUCGCCACUAGCAGUAGACACAACGUUAGAGUAGACAUCACCAUAUGAUAAUCCACUCAUACAGUCACGGUGAUGCUUGUGUCAUCGGUUACAUCAUGAGGAGCGCACAAAACGGUGGGGUACCAAUCCAA